Molecule: messenger RNA, 1282 nt
Organism: Scylla paramamosain (green mud crab)
Lineage: Eukaryota; Metazoa; Arthropoda; Malacostraca; Decapoda; Portunidae
Exons: 9
Coding region: 60-1223 (387 amino acids)
Cellular component (GO): membrane
Molecular function (GO): ligand-gated monoatomic ion channel activity
Source: RefSeq, a predicted model, not a curated record
AUAGACCUAAUUAAUAGACGCAUAUUGGAAUAAUCCUAAUUCAACUUGUUCUCCCUUUAAUGGCGGAACACAGCAUGAUAUUUAAGGUCCCUCGUCACUCGUACUUUGGCCGUGUGCUGGAAAACGGCUCUUCAACUGGUCUUCUGGGCAUGCUGGAAAGAAAGGAGGUGGACAUGACAGGAACAGUUAUGACAGUCAGUGGCCAGCGAAUGAGUGUGAUGCAUUUUAGUUCCCCGCUCUUCAUGGACUUCCAGACUCUCAUCUACCGUAAACCGGGCUUCGAGUCAGACCUCCUGGGGUUCGUCAAGCCGUACACUCUGCAGGUGUGGCUGUGUCUGGCAAGUGCUCUCCUAGUGGUCUCUGCUGGCACCUUCCUGACGCAGAGGAUUUGGUCCAGACUUCUUUACUUCACUUCUGCAGACAGGUCAGAGGGCCAUGAUGGGACCAGUACAAGACAGAAGGAGGUCCAAUGUGGUGACAUCUUCCAAUGGAUCUUCGCUACUUUCGUUGGGCAAGCCAUGGAGUUUGGUGUGCGAGGCAACCUGAUGCGCUUGGCGACUGGCACAUGGAUGGUGAUGGUCCUUAUCGUGGGUAUCGUGUACCGCUCUAAUCUGAAGGCAAUGCUGAUCGCUCCUAAACUGCGCCUCCCCUUUGACAGCAUGGAGGAACUGGUGGAGACUGAUAUACCUUGCCUAGUGUUAGAAGGAUCCAUGAUUCACCAGCUGUUUUUGUCUGCCGAGGCGGGUUCACUGCUGUACCGUCUCCGCAAACAAGCCGUGGUGCACAAUGACAUCCCUCGAGCAAUGGAGGCUACGAAGAUGGGGCAACACGCGACUAUAUCCAGUAGGCUUGGCGCUGAGACUGCCUUCAGCUACUUCUUCACGUUGAGUAAGACGUGCCCUUUGUACAUGACAAGUAAGCCUUUCUUCAGCGCCACCAGCCUCAGCGUCGGGUACCGCAAGGGCUUCCCACUCAGGAGGAAAAUGGAUCAAAUAUUUCGCCACCUGCGGGACACGGGCAUCCUGGGACACCUGUAUGAGCGGGAGCUUCCUAACGCCACCAAGUGCUCCCGGAGACUGUCCCUUGAGAGCGACACACGUAGAGCUCUUGAUCUUGGUGACUUCUUCGGUGUCUUGUGCGUGUAUGGCGGAGGUGUCGCUGUGGCGUCUCUAGUGCUUCUGCUGGAAAUCCUCAGUAGAUGUCGCCCUUUCGUCCCCCGCUAAUUCCUCUGAAGAGUUUUGGCCGCCAUAUUUGUUAAGCCACGCAUGUCAAGCAAUACUAA